AUGCAUAAUACCUCUUGUUUUUCGUGUUUCUUCAUAUCAGGUAUACGUUAUGCUCAGCCCCCAGUUGGACGGUUGCGUUUCCGAAAACCUGUGCCUCCAAUUCCCGAACCAAAGACGAUGUUCUCGUCUGUGGAAUUACCACCCACGUGUCCGCAGCCCAAAGACACAAUGUUUCAGGAUUCCGCAGCUGCUCGUAUGUGGCAGCCCAACACUCCCAUGUCUGAGGACUGCCUGUUCUUGAACAUUUUUGUUCCCAGUCCACCGGAAUCGGAAAGAACUGAUAUGGAACGCGAAAAGCUCGCAGUCAUGGUACGUGUUGAAUAUGUUUUCACUGUUUGCCUCCUUCGAUGGCAAGCGUUGAUGAAGACAUUCAUCUUUUACAUGGGAACCCCGACACUGAGUGUCUACGACGGACGCUUCCUGGCUGCACGGCAAAACAUUAUUGUGGCGUCGAUGAACUAUCGUAUCGGUCCAUUGGGAUUCAUCUACAUGAAUAAUGAAGAGGCUCCGGGUAAUAUGGGUUUGUGGGAUCAGCGACUGGCGAUGAAGUGGAUCAAAGAUCACAUCGCUGAUUUUGGUGGUGACCCAGAACGGAUAACUUUGUUUGGUGAGUCCGCGGGUGCGGUCAGUGUGAGCACGCACGUGGUCAGUCCCUGGUCCCACGGAUACUUCACCAAUGCCAUCAUGCAAUCCGGAUCGAUUUUCGGCAACUGGGGUCUCUCAUCCGGAGUGGAUCAGCUGAAUCGAACACACAAAUUUGCCAAUAUUCUCGGUUGUCACAAAGGUUCCGAAAUGGAUAUCAUAAACUGUUUACGAUCAAAAAGUGUGAACGACAUUCUGGACGCGCACAACACCAUGUUCGAUCCGGACUCCUAUUUCUACGUCCCUUUCCCACCAGUGUUGGACAACCAUUUUUUGCCCUAUUCGGCGCCGAGCACAUUUCGCCAGUUGCAUCAUCUUAAACCGGAUGGGGCACUGAUGUUCGGGAUCAACAAGAACGAGGGGUCUUACUUCUUGCUGUACGCGUUUGUGCAAAAUCAGCAUUGGCGACGGGAACAAACCCAGUUACCCAUUUACAACCGGUCGGAUUAUUUGCGUUGUUUACGUCGUGUCCUCGAUCUGGACGAUGAUGAUGGACCGGAAUACACAGAACCACUGGUUCGGUACACGGAUUUUGAGUACGAGACAUACGAAUAUCUGCCUUCUUUGGCCACAUGGACCGAGCGGCUGGAAACGAUCAGUAGUGACCGAAGUUUCAAAUGUCCCACCAUUGAUAUGGCCACCACAGUUAUGAACGAAUAUCGUUAUUCGGGUAGAAGAGUUGCACACACCUUGCCCGUGUAUUUCUACGAGUUUCAACACCGCACAGCUUCGGUUCCAUGGCCCAAAUGGACCGGUACAAUGCACGGAUACGAGAUCGAGUAUGUGUUUGGGAUCCCGUUCAGUCCACAAUUUCAAGCCACGUUCUAUCGGUUCACAGAUGAGGAACGGCGGCUGAGUGAUAUGAUGAUGACUUACUGGGCAAAUUUUGCCAGGACUGGGGACCCAAAUAUCUUGCCGGAAAGGAAACACGUAUCCGAUUUGAAUCACGUGGGCAUGGGCCCGCUGAUGGGUGAAAAGGAUAGCGAAUUGAAGAAUGUGGCGGAUUAUCUGAACCGUAAUGGGUUGCCCACCUCACUGAGCAAAAGUGACUUCCUCGCCUGGCCACUAUUCCUCAAUCGGACCGCAUACAUGAUUUUCAAAGCAGCACCAGACGAACUGUUUGUCGGGACUUCACCAAGAGAACGACAAUGUCUUUUCUGGCGUAAUUGGUAUCCAGCCUUAUUGCAACAAGGUUGGUUCAUAUGCCGGUUUUUCACAUGCUGUAUGUCAUGGUAA
Echinostoma caproni is the source of this 1878-nucleotide messenger RNA. Lineage: Eukaryota; Metazoa; Platyhelminthes; Trematoda; Plagiorchiida; Echinostomatidae. The record is from the annotation of a GenBank genome assembly.